Molecule: messenger RNA, 801 nt
Organism: Trypanosoma cruzi
Lineage: Eukaryota; Euglenozoa; Kinetoplastea; Trypanosomatida; Trypanosomatidae
Exons: 1
Coding region: 1-801 (266 amino acids)
Source: RefSeq, a predicted model, not a curated record
AUGUCAUUGGUCAACAGGGAGCUGUCACCCAUCCGGAUGCGCCCAGGGCUCCUCAGGCAACGCUCGUCUUUUUUGACAGUUGUAGAGUCGUCCCGCCGUGGCGUUUUUUUUUCGCACAAUUCACCUUCCAACGAAUCCGCUCCUCGCUCGCUCGUUAGAGGCGAGCGCUACUCCCAGAGUCUCGAGGCACAGUUGCUUCACUUUGGCCGCCAGAUGAAAUUCAAAUCUUCUCUUUGGAUUACAGAGAAGGAACGACAAGAUGAGGGUUUGCAGUUUCGCUCUGCGCUUGAAAUUCCUUUUUCUUGCCCGUGUACAGAGGGAAUGAAACCCGUUGCUUUUAUCGUGAAUGCCGCAUUUGUAGAGCAAACCGAUUUGUUUUUUUUCUUUAUGCGACGACCUUUGCCGGUGCGUUGUGUCUGCCAUGGAGUACAUUGGAUAUUCACUGGAGGUCAGUGGCGCGCAAUAUCCGACUCAAAUUUUUGCUUCACAUGGAUGGAAAAACUCUUUGCAUGCGUCAAUCACAUGUUGUCUGAUGCGUGCCCAGUCAAGGCAUCGUCGCAACAUAACGCCUCAGCAUUCAUCAACUGUCCAGGAAGAGAAGUGAAGAGUUACGUACGUGAGUUGAUUCUUCCACCUUCCACAACAAAUGGGCGACAAACCGAGUUUUUUUGGAUUGAUCAUACCGCUAUUUCCUUGCACGGUGUGGCUCUCUUCACAGAUGCGGCCUGGUUCCCAUUAAACGCAAGAGCCGUGAGCCCAUCCUGCAUGUACAAUGCGGAUCAGAUACUGCUUUACCGUUGA